This is a messenger RNA of Oldenlandia corymbosa var. corymbosa, 498 nucleotides long. The record is from the annotation of a GenBank genome assembly. Lineage: Eukaryota; Viridiplantae; Streptophyta; Magnoliopsida; Gentianales; Rubiaceae.
AUGAACCCAUUCUUGGGACAACAAUGGCCGUGUAACAUCUCUAAAGUUGUCAAUCAAGGAGUGAUGGAUCUGGGUGAUGUGGUGUGGGAGAGAAUUAUGCAUAAAGCAGAAUACACUGAAGACGGAACAUUUAUAUGCUCUUUGCCAGGGUAUCUUAUCACUGUCAUCAAUGACUUGAAAAUUCAAAUGGAGCGCAUUGUAUCAAUGAUAGACAUCAAAUUUGGAAGUUCUCAAGCAGAUAUCAGGUUGCUUGUCUGCCUCAUGGGACCUACUAUUGAGUCCAUGAUGAGAUGCAUAUUUAGAUAUUCAAAAUAUCAGAUGCGUGUCCCUGAAGUGCUUGUUGGACUAGGACUUGGAAAAGAUCAAUCACAUUUAUUUAGAGACUGUUCAUGCGUCUCAAUCAUUCUACAUCAUUUACUAAAAGAGAUGCCCGUUAGUGUAAUCAGUUCUCACACCGUGGACAUUCUUCAUAUGAGUGCAACGAUGAACGGUUUUUGA